Messenger RNA from Lytechinus pictus (painted urchin), 7202 nucleotides. Its product is annotated as Fanconi anemia group D2 protein-like. The record is from RefSeq and is a predicted model, not a curated record. The coding region runs from base 1565 to 2203 and encodes 212 amino acids. Lineage: Eukaryota; Metazoa; Echinodermata; Echinoidea; Temnopleuroida; Toxopneustidae. Gene Ontology annotation, biological process: double-strand break repair involved in meiotic recombination; homologous chromosome pairing at meiosis; interstrand cross-link repair. The transcript is spliced from 6 exons. Gene Ontology annotation, molecular function: DNA polymerase binding. Gene Ontology annotation, cellular component: nucleus; condensed chromosome.
AACGGGUCUGGAGUUAAGACUACGUUAUGUACCCUUGCUUUAUAACGGAUUCUUAGUUUUGGGUCUUAAUUCUGAAGGUUUUUUUUUAAUCAACGGUCUGGAGAAAAGACUACACUCUAUAUCCAUUCUUUUUUCACAGGAAUGAGACUGUGGGGUCUUGAAAGUUUGUUUAAAUGAAUGGGUCUGGAGAAUUGAGAAUACGCUAUAUAAACGUUCUUUAUAACAGAGUCUUAGUAGUGUAAGAUGGCGGGGCUUUAAUAGUUUUGAAUUUGUUUAAUCACCCGGUCUGGAGUAAAGACUACACUUUAAACCCAUCUCAUUCCACAGGUGGGGUUUUUUUAGAUUAUUGAUAUAACAGGGUCUGGGCUAAAGACUACAUUCUAUAUUCAUUUCUACAGGGUCUUAAUUUGGUAGACGGUGAGAUGUUGCAGUUUUUAAUUAUUUUUGAAAGGCUACCGGUAUGCUCUUUACGUACAUCCGUGUAGUACAGAUCUUAGUUUAGAAGGAUCUUCAAAUUAUUAAAUGACUGGGUCUGGAGGAUUAAAAGACUACACUCUACAUCCAUGUUAUUCCGAACGAUAGUGGGUCUUAAAUUUUAGGCUGGUGCCCCCCCCCCCCCACUGCCUCUCUGGAAAGCAUUUCAUUGCCGAUGGUACUGUAGCUUCUCCCUUAUGCAGUAAUGUUAUGAAACAUUUCAUGAGAAAAAGCCUUAAUGUGGAUAAAAGCAGUGAUUUGCACAUAUCCCGUGAAAAUUGUUCAUUUGCACAUAUCCCGUCAUCACGUUUGCACAGAUGCCGUUGAUAAAUUUGACAGAUUUGCACAUUUCCCGGCGUGGCGUUUGCACAAAUUCCGUUGUUUGCACAAAUCCCGGCGAAAUUUUGCACAUAUACCGUUGUUUGCAUAUAUCCUGGCGUUUGCACAUAACCCGGCUCCACAGACCUUCAUGAAGUUAGUUGUCUCUGUUUUCCAUUUUAUACAAGUUAUAAUGCUUUCAAAUGAUACUUGACAUGGGCAAAAUGUGAAAUGCAGUGACAUUGCAGAAACAAUGACGUACAUGUAAAAAAGAUUAAUCAGUUUAUGAAAUUUGUCCCAUUAAUAUCAUAUUUUUAUUGGGAUAUAAAACUUUACCCCAUUUAUUUUUUUCAAGCAAGAAAAAAUGCGAUCCAUGUAACCAAGUACUUAGUGUGUAUGGUACAUCCAUUGGUGCCCAACUAAUUCUGCUUCACACUGUUAAACUUUUGUAGGAAAUUAGAUAGAUUUCAACAAUGGCAGUGUCAUUGGAAUUGAAAUUCAAUUGGUUUGAUUUUUUGUGUCUAUAACUUCUAUGCAAUAUUUGGUUUAAAACUUUAAAUCAGUGUGAUGGAAUUAAUCAAGUGUGCUGGAUUUCUCUCAUGUCAUGAAUCCUGUUGUUUAACACAUAUAGAUGUGUUUUCUGUACAUCUAAAUGUAAUUAGAUUACUUCAUACACCAACUGUGCUUAUUCUUACGUUUCUCUCUCUCUCUCUCUGUUUGAUUUGACAAUCAUCUUCUCCUCAGGAACACCCUAAGCUGUUACUACCAUGUUAUGUUGAAGGAGUUAGUUUCAUGCGUCCAGCGGUUGCAGCCUUCUAUGAGGACAUCACCUGAUGUCCAGGGUGAGACCUUUGACCGUUGGAGAUCAUCGGUCAAGGUCUUCUCUGCUCUGGUCAAUGUCAUCAAGGUGUUUGAUCUUAGGAACAAUAUCAAGACACUGCUUAAGUAUGGUAGAAUGUUCCUUGAUAUCUUCCUACGUCAUGCAAUGCCUCUCCUUGAUAAGCUGUUUAGGAUUGAGAAAGAUGAUGUACAAGCUCUUCUAAAGAUGCUGCAACAAUGCACUAGAUAUCUACAACACAUCUGUAGCCAUUCAAAGGUUGCAAAGGAUAUUGCAUUGACUAGUCAUGUACCUCAGAUGAAACGUCUCCUUGAGCAAUUUGUUUACAGAGUCAAGGUUAUGUUGACCUUACAUAACUGUCAUGAAGCAUUCUGGGUAGGAAACCUCAAGAAUAGAGAUCUCAAGGGAGAAGAGAUUCCAUCUCAGAUAACAAGAGAAGAUGAUAGCGAGGAGGAGGAAGAAGAAGCAGCAAGUAGAUUAGAAUCAUCUGAUAGUGAUGGAGAAAAGGAGGAGAGUGGUGAAGCUAAAGGUAAUGAAUCAGAUAGUGAUGGCUCCUGCAGUGAAAGCUUCUGAGUUGAUCCAUCAACUCCUUCAACUAUCUCAUGAAGCUUGUCAAGUUAUCAUUCUCUAACAGGUACCAUAGCAACAGCCAGAGACCAGUGCAUUUCAGCCUAUCAAAAGCUGACAACUAAGUGAGGUCAUUCAUGAAACUACCCCAGGUUAAACUGACUUCUGAAAAAUCAGAGAGUUCAUGUUCCAUGAAGCUUGCUAUACAAUUUUUAUUAUAAGAUACAUCAAAUCUUGUCUGUAGUGACUACACAAGAUAAAUGCAAAGUGUGGUCUUUAAAGACAAAGUAGACAUGUCCUUCAACCAUCUUAUGAAGCUUGUCUGCAUGGACAAGAUAUCUUUCUGUGACAGUUACCAUAGUAACAGUCAGAGACCAGUGUUUGUCAGCCAAUCAAACUGAUAAUUUCACUGAAGCUGACAAUUUAGUCAGCACUGUCAAUGUUCAUGACCCCCCCCCCCUCCUGAUAAAAUUGAAUUCUGAAGAACCAGACAGUAAAUCUACAAGAGAUCCUCUUUUUGACCAUCUUCCAACAAGAUUGCUGUACAAGAUAACAACUUUUAUUAUAAGAUAUAUAGAUUUUUGUCUGUAGUGACUACACAAGGCAAACACAAAAUGUGGCCUUUAUUAUAGACAGGUUCUUUUUUAUACAAUCUUACUCAGUAGAAAUCAGUUUUAGUUGUCACUAUUGGCUUGGUGGCUGCCAUAAAGAAAAGGAUGUAUUGGCGUAGGAGUGUAGAAAUUAAUUAGAUAUGUUGAGAACAUGAAUUUUUGUUACCACACUGGUUUAGGAUACAUAAACUAUUUUAUAAACCUUUCAGCUUUUAACAAACUUAUUAUGCAUAUUGCACAUUGAAAGAGAAGAUUUAUCUGGGAAUAUCUAGUAAUUUGUAGGAUUUUUCUGUAGAACAUCAUGGAAGGUGAGUAAUUCAUGAUGUUUUUUAUGAGUAGCAAAUUGAUGCCUAGGGGAGUCCUGCUUGACUGUCUGAUCAGUACCUUCUGAUUGUGUGAGCUUACAUUGAGACACUGCAUGAAACUCUUUUUCAACUCUAAUUUAUUUCAUAAUUUUUCUGCAAAUCUAAACUGCUCAAGCCAGGAUAAUUUAAGAGCAUGAAAACUUUUUUAUAUUAAAUGAGAAAACUGUGAAAUCAUGUCAAGAAGGCUGAGAUAAUCAGGUGGACAUUCAUACUUUACAGAUUGCCCAUAUAUAUAUGAAUGUGUGCACAUGAGCAUUCACAUAUGCCUGUUCUGGGAAAUCAAAGAUUUUUUUGAAGUUUUUACAUGUAAAAAUGAAACCAUAUUGCAGUAAUACUUUACUAUAGUAUUGUACUGUAAAAGUGUACCACUAUUUUGUUUUGAAUACCUGGCAAGCUAGAUACAAUUCUCUUCCAUUUAACUCAUUGUUUCUUAUUGAAGGAUUACAGGUUUAGUGUCAAAUCAUAAAUAAAAAUAUAAAUUGUAGGCUUAUGUGAAUAAAAAAAUUCAUUCAAUUCACUCAGAUUGGUGUAAUGUAAUAACUUCAAUUUGCAAUCAAAAUAUAUGACCUUUGCGUUCAUUUCUCUCCCUUUUAUCUCAUUUAGGUUAGCAUUUGUCUCAAUUUCAUGCUUUUAACAUUUUUACACCAUUUGUGUCUCUAAUCAUCUCAUCACUCUAUUAAAGAGAAAUGCCAGUAGUUGCAGUAAACACUGAUUUCAUGAAAAAGUCUGUAAAACCAGGCUUAAUUGUCAGUAUAUCAUCGAGGAUCUAGAUCUGGUACAGUUACAUAAACUGAACUUUGUGAAAUCUUGAAAUCUACGCUGAAAAAUGUUCACACUGAAGAUCACCAACACAGAUAGGCACACGUGGGACAGUGUAUUAUUAUUGCUGAAAUAAAGACCCGACGGAAGUGACCGAAUCCGCGCUUAUUUUGCUUAUUUCUCAGCAAUUACACAAUUUCUUCCAGAAUCCUUUGGCACAUAUUUUUUAUUCAUACAAACAGACACUUGGGUGGUCAUUAUAUUAGAUUCUGUAAAAAGUCAUUUUGAGAUCGUUACCAGAACUGGAAUUUAUCUUUAAGAGUUAAGUUUUAUUACUGUUAAUAUUUAGUUUAUUCUAAACUGACUCAACUUUCUAUGCAGUAAAUCUUAUCAUCCUUGAUUUUGCAUCUUAUUAUUUGCUAUGAUUGUAUCGUCUCUUCAUAUACACCAACACUACUAUAUCAAUUUCCAGAGUCACCAUUUAGAUACACCACCUCAUAAUACUACAAUGUUGCUGUAAUACUACUUUAUUUUUGAGGCAUUGAUGAGCGGUAAGCCUUAACUCUGUAGUCUAUGCAGCCUAUGUGCUUUAUCUACCAAAUGCAGAGCAUCAUUACUCUAUGUGACAUAAAAAAACAGAUUGAGUGAAAAUGAAAUUAUUGCACAUGUAGAGUAAGGACAAUUAACACAUUUUCAGAAAACUAGAUCAUUUGCAGCUUUUUUAGAUCUGCUUUAGGAGUUCUGCUUAUCAGAAUAUAUAUAUGUAAUAAUGUGGUAUUUUUCAUGGGGUUCUGUCUGCAAAAAAGGAGAAAAAAAAGAAGCUUUAACUGGAUAGAAGUGUAUAACAUUACAUUUAUUGACCCCCCCCCCCCCAUUUAUAAACAAAAGAAUUCAGCCACAAAUAUAGCCUUUUCAUCUUCAUUUGUAAGAUAUGUGGGGUGUAUGGAUAGGGGAUUAGAUGGAAUGAAUGGAAAAGACAAGAUUUACUACAAACAAUCUUAUUUGAUCCAUAGGCACUCUUUACUAGUCACUGUUGUACAUAAAAUGUAGAUUUCUUACAUAGUAUCAUUAAUGAAUAGAAAAGAUAAUAUUUACUACAAACGUUAUUUGAUCAGUAGGCACUCUUUACUAGUCACUAUUCUACAUAAAAUGUAGAUUUCUUACUUAGUGUUAUUAUAAUCUUUAUCAUCAUCAAAACUUUCAGCUCAAUUUGUGAUAUAGAUAACCAUUGAAAUUAAUAACAUAAUGGUAAUAUGAUAUCCAACCUAUUACAAAUUCUUUUACUUUGCUUUAUGUUCAAUAUUAGAUAUACAUGUACAUGUAUUAGAUGUUUUGUACGAAUGAGAUUUUUAUCUUGUUGGUUUUUAUCAACCAAAGAGUCAAAUGUUUUUAUAUUACUGAAUAAAUGUUACUUAUUAUAAUAUUCCUAUUGUAUCAUGUUUGGAUACAAUGAGCCUCAUUAAUGUUCAUAGGUUCAACUACAUCAUCAGAAAUAAUGUAAUGGAAAAGAACUUCAAUUCAAUUUUCUAUUUCAAUAUAUAGCAAUGAAUGUUAUAUGUUAAGAUGCCUUUUGAAUAAAGUUGAAUUAGUUCUUCCGGUCAUCAAUUCUACUCAAAAAGGGUAAUUUGUUAGGAGGAAAUGUGAUAUUCUCAAAUCUUAAAAAAAAAUGAAAAGAUGGAAAUAAGUAAAUACUUUGUAUCUUGCAUUCAUGCCACAACAGUUAAUUUCACAUCAUAUUGUACUUUGCAUUAUACUUUUUUCAUCAUAUUUGUCAUUUAUCAUCAUACCUUAAUUCAAAGAGGUCUAGAAAUGAAGAAUAUUUUGAAACCAAUGAGAUGAUGUCUUAUAAACCAUCAUCCUUGGUAGAUCAAGUUGUGAAUUUGAUUUUUUUUUCAUUCUCAUGCUUUGGGAGAUUUUUGUUUUACUUGGAAUCAAAUUGUUAUCUUUGAGGUUGCAUCAAGUUUUAUGAAUGUCACAGAGAUUCUCUGCAUUUCCAUGGCAAAAUAUGAGUCUCUGCUCAUCCAGAUCUGGACAUACAAUUGAGGCCAGAAGUUUACAUACACCCAGGAAAUUCAAAGAAAAGUUGACACUUGCUAAACAUAAAAUUUACUGUAUCUUAUAGAAUAUUUGUGCUGAUCAUGACGAAUUUGAUAUCAAACAAAUGAGUAUGUCAUGCUCCUUCAUCACAUUGCUUUGUCAUCAGGAGCUCAAAAAUAUUUAGCUGUCAUUUUUUACCAAAAAAUCUUCAUAUUUUAGACAAAUUAAAAAUAAAAACUUGACAAAAAGUUAUUUGUGCUAGUUACUUUUCAACACAAACAUUUCAGAUUACCUUUUUUUGUGACAUAUUAUGAUAGAAAAUCAUAAAUCAUAGAUUUGACAUUUAUGCAUUUCUAUGAAACGAUGUUUGAAAAUAUAACAAACAUAACAACAUUUUUGAAAAUAUAACAACAUUUGGCACAAAUAUUACUUUUUUACUUCAAAGAAAAUUCCACCUGAAAUAUACUUUAAUACCAAGAGCAUCUCAGUCAUGUGAAAAAGCUUAAUAUGCUCUUUCAUUUGACACCCAAUUCGUCAUGGUAGUUAUAUUUUGGAAGAUAGAGUAAAUUUUACGAUGUUUGGCAAAGAACAAAUUUCACUGAAUUCCAUGGGUCUAUGUAAACUUUUGGCCUCAACUGUAUAUGAUUGUUUUUAUGGUACCUUUGUGUUUGUAUGCCCAAUAAAGAUCAUUGCAAAGUUUAUUUACUGACUUCUUCAACCAAAUCCACUGGAAAAGAUUGGAGGUAAGUUUAAAAGAAUAAAUCAAUGGACUUCAGACCGAUCUACAUUGAGUAUUCAAACAGGUGCAAAGGAAAUCGAUGCCAGUACGUCCAGAUCUAGACUAGGUCUAUACAUAGAUGAACAUUGCCUAACAUCAUAAAUGUUUUUUAUUUAAGAAUCAAGCUGAUUGAAAUCGAGUUUGUUCGAUACAGGCUUUCUGAAAAGACAGAUUUUUUUUAGAAUGAUUUAGUUGUGAAAGACUUAUCAAAAGAGGUAUAGUGAAAGACAUUGGAAUAUGGAAGUCUACUAUGGUUUAUAAACAACUUUUAAAAUCUGAUUUAAUCACCAUACUCUUUGUUAUGUUUUGUUCAUUUAAGUUUUUUUUAUAUUAUAGCCUAACCAUGUUAUGUUUGCUUCUAGUCUCAUCAAAGUGUAUAUACAAGAAUAUAUAAAGUACUUUAUUUGCCUAGCAGUAGCACUGUUAUGAAUAAAACAUGCCAAAUUGUUAUUAAA